Messenger RNA from Bursaphelenchus xylophilus (pine wood nematode), 4310 nucleotides. The record is from the annotation of a GenBank genome assembly. Lineage: Eukaryota; Metazoa; Nematoda; Chromadorea; Rhabditida; Aphelenchoididae.
AUGCUGUUUACAGGCAUUAUGGUGACUUUGAAUACAAUGACGACGCCGACAAUCUUGCUGGCUUCGAUAUCGGCGCUGGGAAUUUUUGGGAACGCCAACAUUGCUUGGGCGACGUUUCAAAAAAAGUAAGUGAUUUGACGAUUACUGUAGAGUAUAUGCUUAAGAAGGUAGUGUGAAGUGAACUCAGGCCUCCAUAGGUCCCUAUAUAUCAGUAUGGGACAUAUGGUAACUUUUUUUUUAAUUUUGAAAAAGAAAUGCAAUAUCAAAAACUUUUUUUCUAUCAGUCUGUCGAGAAAAUAAUGAGCACUUGGUCGCAUCGAAAAUCGCAUUGCCUCCUAGAAAAUAAAUUGUGCCGCGACAAAAUCAAAUUGUUUUUUUUCACUUCAGCAACGCGCUUGGCGUAGCGACAUCGUGCUCAAAAAGUCUUGCGAAUUUAACGCUCCCCGGAUCUUGUCGCAUUCUGAAAAAAAAUGAUUUGUCGCUCCGAAAAAUGACAAUCGCGCAACGUAGGGCAAAAAACGUGCAUACAAGCAUGUUUUUUGAGCUACAGAACAAAGUCUACGCAUUUUGUGUAAAGACUAGUAAGUGUGUGAUUUCAGAAAGCUCCGCUCCUCUUGCAACGUCCUCAUAACAAUCACCGCGAUAACCGACGUUCUUCACCAAUGGGCCCACUUAAUUUGGGCCUUCCUUUACUUCAACGAGACUGUCACAACGUUUGAGGAAUGCUUUUGGAUCCAAAGCGUACCCGUGUUCUGCUCCAAUUUUGGGUCGGUAAUGCUGCUGGUUCUGGGCCUGGACCGGCUGAUCUGCAUUGGCAAACCAGUCUUGUAAGUGCAGUAGUUGUACUAAGCUAGGUACAAGAAGUUUUAAAAAAGGCCCUUCGGGCAAAGAAAAAUUUUUUUUGAAUCUUUUUUUGGUAGUUAGACAGAAUUUUUUUUUUGCGAAAAAUCCACAUUAUUUUCCCGACAGAAGGAUAACUAUCGGUCUGUCACAAAAAUAGGUCGUAGUGCCUUGUCGCUUUGCUUGCCGCGACUGGAAAUACAUAUGAUGUGCGGCUGCGACAAGACGGAAAAUUUUGUUGCGAAAAAUUCACAUUAUUUUCCCGACAAACGGAUAUAUGUAGUGCUGCAAACCGCACAUCUUACACGAUUUAUUGAACCUUUGUUUUUUUCUCACAGUCGCCAAUUUCAGUCCGACAAUUCCAGAAGGACUGUAUCAGUCUGUCGAAAAAAUAGUGUGGAUUUGUCGCAGAAAACAAUAUUCCAGCUGCGACUCGCCGUCGCAAUAAGAUGAUUCGAAGGCGCUACGAAUCCACAUUAUUUUCCCGACAAGGAUGACUAUCGGUCUGUCGGGAAAAUAAUGAGCACAAUAUCGCCGCGCAUCGCUGAAGUAAAAAAAACAAUUUUUUUGGCGCGACAGAGCCCAUUUUCUCGGCGGAGAUGUGAUUUUCGAUGCGACAUUGUGCUCAUUAUUUUCCCGACAAACUGAUAGUUAUCCUUGUCGGGAAAAUAAUGUGGAUUCGUAGCGCAAAUCAAAUAUAGGCUUAAAAAAUGUCUUUGAAAUUUCUUUGACCCGCUCACUUUUCAGCUACGAACAAAUGAGCAAGCCCGGGUAUAUCUUCGCUCUCGUCUCGAUUGGCCUCACCAUCCCGGUGGCAAUGUCCAUCUCUGCCUACACUCGUAUGUUGCUCGACCCAAGCAAGAUCAGUCCGUGCGUCAUCACCGGCGGACUCGACCCGUUUGGGAUGGCUCUUUUCUUCCAAGUCAACGCCAGCCUCAACACCUCCACAUUCCUGGUGUACGGGCUGAUUUGGAUCGUGGUGAAGAAGAGCAACUACUCGCGCAGUAAGCAGCUGCUCCGCACGAUCACCACGGCCAGUCUGUGCGGCGUGGGCGGAUGGUUCUUCACGAUGAACCUGGCCACGGUUUUGAAUGCGGUCGGGAUCGAAGUGACCCCGAUCAUCAUCAUCUACAAUGGGGCAAUUUUGAAUACGAGUGUGACGAUGAAUUAUUUGAUCUACUUUGGCAUGAGGUAGGAGCUUUUGCAUAAUAUUAUCGGUCUGUCGGGAAAAUAAUGAGCACAAUUUCGCUUCUCUGAUCGUAUCGCUGAAGUGGAAAAGCAAUUUGAUUUUGCCGCGACACAAUUCACUUUCUCGCCGGCGAUGCGAUUUCCGAUGCAACAGGGUGCUCAUUAUUUUCAAGAGAGACGUAUAGUAUUCUCAUAAAGCGCAUGGAUAUCUUGCCGCGCCCUGCAUCGUACGCAAAAAAAGGACGUGCUUUUCGGUGCCCGCAAAUGGACUUUUCGAUGCCCGCAAAUUUUCGCGGUUCGCGACCGCAAAUUAAAUCGAAAUCUGCCCGCACUUUUUCUGCCCGCAAAUUAUAAAAAUGUUAUGAAACGCCUGGAAUAUGGAUAAUUAGUCAAAUAUUUGUAUAAAUACGGUGUAAUUAAUAAAUUUACAUAUGUAAAAGUGCAUUUGACAAAAAAUUUUUUGAGAAGUGUUUCUAAUCCAUGAUUUCUGGGAUAAAAUUUCAAAUAACGGAAUGAUACUAUGUUUUUGGACAAAGCUGAUGAAAAUGGAGUCCAAAUCGAGUUGUUAUAAAGGCUGAACAAAACUUUUUUUGUCUAAACGAACUUUUCGAUGCCCGCAGAUCGGAAAAUCGGGUCCUCAGGCAUUACCAAUGUAAAAAUCUUCAUUGUUAUCUUCCAUAAGUCACAUUAUGACACUUUUCACGACCAGUGACACCUAUUUUUCAGUAGAAAAAUUCAUAUUUAAAUUUGCGGGCAAAAAAGUUUGAAAACUUUUGGAUGCCCGCAAAUAAAAAAAUGCUCCAAAACCUUUCGUAAGCCACCGUAAUGAAAAAAUUUUGAUUACUACGACAAGAUUAGGCACUAUGAUCAUUUUGUGGCAAUUUGAGGCCAAUUUGUUUGCAGGAAAACGGAUUUUUGACAGAAAAAAUAUUUGCGGGCAAAAAAGUUCUAAAAUUUUUUGAAUGCCCGCAAAUCUGAAAAAAGCUUCUAAAUCAAUCGAAAGUAGUUGUGAUGAAAAAACGAGUUCCGUAAGCCACAUUACGACACUUUUACGGCCAGUGACACCGAUUUUUCAGUAGAAAAAUCCAAAUUAAAAUUUGCGGGCAAAAAAAGUUCCAAAAAAUUAUGGAUGACCGCAAAUCAAAAAAUUUUUCCAAAUCAAGCAUUGUGCAAAAAAUUUGAAGACUUUCUGAAUGCUUCAGUGUCGGAAUAAAGCAUUAAAAAUUCGUGUGAUGACCAAAAAAGCGCCCGAAAGUCUCCGCCGAAUACACUGCUUUCCGCGUUGACGGAGAAAAUUAUUUUCACAGGCAAAAAACCGCCCAUAUUCUUCUUUAUUAUGCAAAAGAAUUUUUUUGGAUAUCUUGACUGAGCGCUAAGAAAUCGACGAUUACUUUCCGGGGAAUUUCUUGAAACACCCUGUAUAACAACUUGAUUUGGACUCCAUAUUCAUUAGCUUUGUCCAAAAACAUGGUAUCAUUCCGUUAUUUGAAAUUUUAUCCCAGAAAUCAUGGAUUAGAAACACUUCUCAAAAAAUUUUUUGUCAAAUGCACUUUUACAUAUGUAAAUUUAUUAAUUACACCGUAUUUACACAAAUUUGACUAAUUAUCCAUAUUCCAGGCGUUUCAUAACAUUUUUAUAAUUUGCGGGCAGAAAAAGUGCGGGCAGAUUUCGAUUUAAUUUGCGGUCGCGAACCGCGAAAAUUUGCGGGCAUCGAAAAGUCCAUUUGCGGGCGAAAAAAAAUUCCUCCCAAAAAAAACGUGCAUUUCACCCUCUUCUUUGGUUUCCGCACUGUGCAUCGAAAAAUAUCGCUGCGACAAGGCAAGCAAGCAUCAUUUCGUCGCGGCAUUGGAGCUGUAAUUUCGCACAGUGCAAACAGUCUUUUGUAGGCUUGCACUGUGCGAAAAGAGAAACUGCACUGUGCGUUGGCGACACGCGUGGAAAAAGUUUGAAAUGCACUGUGCGAAAGCGAAAAAAAUGUAAUCUGUCUCGGCAAGGCGAUACACUGUACUUCGAAUGCGACGACCCCCGUUAUUUUCCCGACGGACUGAUAAUGUCCAUGCACUUUAUGAAAAUACCAAACUUGGAACUUUAACACAGCUUGUAUCUUGUAUUAAAACUGUCGUUUUUGCAGCCGAGAAUAUCGCAUAGCGUUUGUCCAACAACUGCGAAUCUUGUCGUGCGGGCUCCUCAAGUGCUCCAUGUUCAAAGUUGAGGACUCCAACGCGUUCACCGUCACCAUGAAGAGCAAGAGUGGGACAAGUAAAAGCGAAUAUUCAAAAUGA